Messenger RNA from Panonychus citri (citrus red mite), 1461 nucleotides. Its product is annotated as nicotinamidase-like. NCBI's taxonomy places the organism in Eukaryota, Metazoa, Arthropoda, Arachnida, Trombidiformes, Tetranychidae. The record is from RefSeq and is a predicted model, not a curated record. Gene Ontology annotation, molecular function: calcium ion binding.
UUAAAAUGUCUUCUAAUGUUAAUUGUAACUCUAAUUUUGAUGAUUGUGAUUUGAUGUUCAAUGAAUUUGCUUCUGCCUUUGGUUCAUUGGAUCUCGAAGGUUUCACUCGGAUGAUUAAUCAAUUGUUCAAUGGUUCUAAUCAACAAUUACAUUCAUCAUCAUGUUCACCUGAUCAAUUGAUUCAAGUUUUUAAUACCUUUGAUUGCGAUGGCGAUGGUUGUAUUAAUAGAGAUGAAUUUAAAUCCAUGUGGUCUAAAUGGUUGUCGAUUGUGAUUAAACCAAAAUCAGCUCUAAUUGUGGUCGAUGUUCAAAAUGAUUUCAUUUCUGGUUCAUUGGGAUUGGAAAAUUUUCCAAGUGGAGUUAAUUGUUCAUCAAUUGUUCCAAUCAUCAAUUCACUGAUUGAUCAAUGUUCAUUUGAGAUUGUUGUUUAUACUCUUGAUUGGCAUCCAGAAGAUCACAUUUCAUUCAUUGAUAAUGUUCAUCUGAGAAAAGUAAAACAAUUAAAUGGUAAUCAGGUUGAUGGAAAUUGUGAAGAGAAAUCGUUGAUUGUUAAUCCAUUUGAUUGUCUCACUUUUCAUAUCGAUCAUGUUGGUGAAAGGAAUCAAAUUUUACCAAAACAUUGCGUCCAAUCAACUUGGGGAUCACAAUUACAUGACCAGUUGAAGGUGAUUAAAGGAGCAAUUAAAGUCUACAAAGGGACCAAUCCAAUUGUCGACAGUUACUCAGGAUUCAAGGACAAUGAAGCGAUAACAUGGACACAAUUAGAUGAACAAUUAAGAUCCAAUGGAAUCACCGAUGUUUAUAUUUGUGGUCUUGCUUACGACAUUUGUGUCUAUCACACAGCCAAAGAUUCACUGUCAUUAAAUUAUCGGACAAUUAUAAUCGAUGAUUGUUGCAAGGGGACAGAUGACAAGAAAAUUGAUUCAAUUCGUAAACAAUUAACUUCAAAUGGUUGUUUAAUUGUUCAAUCCAAUCAAAUUGAACCAAUUGUUUCAGGAACAAUCAAACCUUGGCCAUUAGCUUAUCAUUUGUUUUUCAACAUAAUUAAAACAAAAUAAAGUUUUCUAUCCAUUUUAAUUUCCCAUAAGCCAUUUACCAACCACUUUAAUCACUUGUAAUAUCUACAAUUACAGUCGUCAUUACACUUAUCGCAAUUACACUUAUCGCAAGAUCAGUGUGUUAAUUAGACAAAGAGCUUGAUGUUAACCCUUUACUCAUCUCUAAUUAGCACACCAACUUUAAGUGAUUUAUCCAAAUAACUAAGAAACACUAGGUGGCGCAUUUCAAAAAAAAAUUGCGAUAAGUGUAAUGACGACUGUAGCUAAUUUCUCAAUUGAUUAUCUUUCCUCAAACUCAAAUUCGAGAUCCAAUCAAACAGCGACAUCUAUGAUCGCUAAAAAGCACGAAUUCGACAGCAACGAACUCUGGUGGUUGGAACAUUUAAUUUUCUUCGUUUUUUAA